CAAAUGAUCACAGGUUUGGUCUAGCAGUAGCGAUCCAGAAAUUAGGCCAGGAAUAACUAAAUUCUCCUUAUCCAAAGCUUUGCAAGAUUCGACCUAUUCCUAUAUUCCAUGCUUUGCCACUUUCGAUGAUUAUAAAAUGGAUAUCGUCGACGCCCCCUUGGAUCACAAUCAAACCAAACAGAAAAAUCUAGCUGCAUACCAUUCCUGCUUGCUCUCUUGGAUAUUUGUGAUAAUGUCGAAGAUAAGCAGCGUCGUCUCCGGCCUCUUUAACCGGCGGUGCUACGGCGUGUACGCGAGGGCGGUGAACGUGCACGUCACUGCCUCGGCGGCCGCGGAGCGGGCAGAUCACGCGGCGGCGGACGGCGGGAGGGCGACAAACAAGAAGGACGUGUUCUGGAUGAGAGACCCCAAGACGGGCUGCUGGGCCCCCGAGAACCGAUUUGAAGAGGUCGACGCCGUCGAGCUCCGCAACCGACUUCUCCACCACAAGUGAAUUCCACGCAUAACACUCGCUGGCAUAUGGGCAUCUGGACCUACUCGCCAGAUCAACUAAGGCAACUGAGAAAACAGGAAUGCAUGUCAUGUUAAGUGUACUAUUACCUUAAUACACGUUCCCACUACGUGAAAAAAAACUUAAAAGUGACUGAUCAUAAUAGUCAUGAAUGAUGGAUAUCGCACCCGUUAACCCGAAUGCGUUACUGAGUGACGUGUAAGGAUCCAUCACCAAUAAUAUCAUUAGUGAUAGAUCAAAAUUUGACCCAUCACUUAUUAAGGUCAUAAGUGACAAACCACCCCGUCACUUACGACUAACGAACACUUUUCCUGUUUUUUGACAAAAAAAAAGUCAAAAAAAUAUUUUUUUUAAUCAAGAGCCACCCUAAUACAGGGUCUCGGUCUUUGCAUUUUCAAA
Messenger RNA from Phragmites australis (common reed), 910 nucleotides. RefSeq names its product protein SENESCENCE-ASSOCIATED GENE 21, mitochondrial-like. The transcript has 2 exons. The record is from RefSeq and is a predicted model, not a curated record. Bases 137 to 493 code for a protein of 118 amino acids. NCBI's taxonomy places the organism in Eukaryota, Viridiplantae, Streptophyta, Magnoliopsida, Poales, Poaceae.